AUGUCCAUCACCACCCCCGUCACCCUUUCAAAACCAGCAUUCUGGAAACCCGGCACAGCCCCGCCACCAACAGGAUCCUCCCUCGAUCGUUCCUCCGAAUCCACCCCCUUUCUCCCGCAAACUCGAUCCUCAACCACUUGCACCACCUCCGCCAUCUCUUCAUCUCGCCUUCAAAUCCUCCACGCCCUCGAAUCAUCCCAAAUCGUAAUCCUAAUCUCGCCAACCUCAGCCAACAGAUCCACCCAUCUCCCUCUCCUACUCCAUACCUCUUCCUGGUCUUCCCCCACACACGGCAUCAUCGGCAUUACCCAACCUCGUCGAACCGCAACCAUAUCACUCGCUUCUCACGUCUCCUCCCUUCUCUCUUGCCCCCUUGGGAGCACGGUUGGGUAUAGUGUCCCAUUCGAGGAUCAUUCCUCUCCCUCCACCCGGAUCAAGUAUCUCACCGAUGAAGCACUGUUUCGAGAGUUGAUUCGAGAUCCUCUUCUUACACAUUAUAGCGUGGUGGUUGUAGAUGAAGCACAAGAGCGAAGUGCUUGGGGUGAUUUGUUGCUGGCGAUGUUGAAAAAGGUAAUUAGGAGGAGGCGGGAGUUGAGAAUCGUGGUGAGUUGUGCUACAGAUGGGGCGAUUUUUAAAGACUUUUUCCAAGAGCAAGGCGUCGGAGGGGUGAAGGUGAUCAAGCUCGAUGACAGGACCUAUCCGGUUGAUAUAGCAUAUCUAAAACAGCCCUGUCAAGACUACGUAAGGGAAAUGGUUGAAACCAUGCUCAAAAUCCACUCAACAGAACCGAUGGGGGAUAUCUUAGCUUUUCUCCCUAGUCGAGAAGAGGUCGAAUUCGCCCUUCAACUCCUAUCUGAUCGUCAGCUGGAUUUGCCGCCUUCCGAAUCUCGACUCUUGCUGCUUCCAUUACACGCUGGGCUGUCGGCCUCGGAACAAGAAUUGAUCUUCUCCUCCACCCCUCCUGGCCAAAGAAAAGUGGUUGUGGCGACAAAUAGCGCAGAGACGAGCAUUACAAUCCCCAACAUCACCUACGUCGUUGAUUGUGGCCUCGAAAAGCUUCCGCUCACCUCCCCUGAUGGUAUCCAAAGGUUAGCUUCGCUCCCUACAUCCCAUGCUACUGCGGCUCGACGCGCGAUUCAAGCUGGCCAAGUGGGCGGGGGGAGAUGUUUCCGGCUGUACACCGAACAAUAUUUUUCCACGCAGAUGCGCAAGAUGACGCCGCCAGAACUCAACCGAGUUGAUCUCACGCGGCCGGUGUUGAUGCUUAAAUCACUAGGCAUAGACAACCUGGUCCGAUUCGAUUGGAUUCCUCCCGCACCCCCGCCUGAAUCCUUAGCUAGAGCGUUACAAUGCUUACUGGAGCUCGAAGCUUUGGACGAGUCCACACGCUUAACGCAGCGGGGCGAAUGGAUGGCAGACUUGCCUCUACCCCCCCAUUUGGGCAGAAUUCUCAUUGGCGCUGCGGAGGAGGGAUGUGCGAAAGAAAUGCUGAGCGUGGUGGCAAUGAUGCAGAUCACCUCGCCUUUCUGGAGGCUGGAGACGAUCGAGACGAAAACUAGUGUUAGACAGUUUAUUGCGCAGGAAGGGGAUUUGUUCACGUUGCUGAAUGUCUAUGUUGCUUUUACGAAUGACAGCGUUGGAAGGAGAAGUGCCAAGUGGUGCUCUAGGAAUAGGUUAAAUUUUCAGGCGCUAUCGAGGGCUGUGUCGAUCUGUAACCAGCUCCAAAAGUAUCUCAUUCGGUUUAGUAACAGUCCGGGUUCAGAGCUGAACGCCGAAUCUUCGGUGUUGGACAGAGAGGAUGCGAUAGAAAAAAUCACCAGAGUUCUAGCCAAAGGUCUGUACGCAAACUUGGCAAAAUACGACGAAGCAACAAUGACCUAUACAACCGCUGUGGGCGGUGAAACCGUCCAUCCGCAUCCCAGCAGUGUUUUCUUCAAUCGCAAGCCUGAUAGCCGAAAGCGCUGGAUCCUCUUCGGCGAAGCAAUGCAGGGUACAGGAGGCAGUGGGGAAGCCAAGACGUAUAUCCGAGACAUAACCCUCCUAGGCGAGCUAGAAUGGCUCUUCGACUCUGUACCCGGCUUUUACAGCGUCGAAACCAAGUUCGGCAAGGAGAGUAGUAGCGCAGCUAUCCCUAUCAGUGGCAUCAAUGGUGCGGAUGAAGAGUUGUAA
Ustilago hordei is the source of this 2169-nucleotide messenger RNA. RefSeq lists its product as uncharacterized. Lineage: Eukaryota; Fungi; Basidiomycota; Ustilaginomycetes; Ustilaginales; Ustilaginaceae. The record is from RefSeq and is a predicted model, not a curated record. Gene Ontology annotation, molecular function: RNA binding. Gene Ontology annotation, cellular component: intracellular anatomical structure; catalytic step 2 spliceosome. The coding region runs from base 1 to 2169 and encodes 722 amino acids. The transcript has a single exon.